UUGCUCCGCCAGCCGCCUUCUUCCCCUACUGGCCUACUCCCUGCUCGCGCUCGCCAGGCGGGGGCCAUGGGUUCCUGCUUCUCAUCGGAGGGCGGCGGCAGCAGGAGGAAGGCGCGCACGGCGACGUCGCGGAUCCCGCGGGCCGAGCAGUCUGAGUCGAUCGUCCCGACCGAGCUAGUCAUCCCAGAGAUGGUAGAAUCAGUGGACACAGUGGAGGCCCCUCAUGCUGAGUUCAUCACAAACCAUGGUCUAGAGGGGUACAAGAAUUUCACCUAUAAUGAGUUGUAUGUGGCAACAGAUGGCUUUAGAGUAGACCGCCUCCUGGGACAGGGUGGGUUCGGCCAAGUGUAUAUGGGCUUUCUUGACAGCACCAAUCAGGAGGUGGCGAUAAAGAGGCUUGAUCUCCAGGGACAGCAAGGGGAUAGGGAAUUCGCCAAUGAAGUUGUGAUGUUGAGCAGCCUGCACCACCCAAAUCUUGUAAAGCUUGUUGGUUAUUGCGCUAACAAUGGUCAGAGGAUCUUAGUUUAUGAGUAUAUGCCUUUGGGUUCCCUGUAUAGUCAUAUCCACGAUCUUCCCCCCGGUCAGCAGCCUCUUGACUGGAGUACAAGAAUUAAUAUACUUCUUGGUGCUGCGAAAGGUCUUGAAUAUUUGCAUAGCAAGGCCCCUCCUGUCAUUAAUCGUGAUGUGAAAAGCGCAAACAUUUUGCUUGGAGAGGGGUAUCACCCAAAGCUGUCUGACUUCGGCUUAGCAAGGCUAGGUCCAACUGGUGAUAAUACCCAUGUUUCAACUAGAGUUAUGGGUACACAUGGAUAUUGUGCACCAGAGUAUCUGAUGACCGGUAAAUUGACUGUAAGCACAGAUGUCUAUAGCUUUGGUGUUGUUAUGUUGGAGGUUCUCACCGGAAGAAUUGCUAGAGAUGAAAGUCUCCCUGAACCUAAUCGAGACCUUGCUCUAUGGGCUGACGAACAGGGAAUCGCCAAUCUGGUAGACCCGGCGCUGCAGGGUCAGUGCUCCCUGAAUCGUUUGUCCCUGGCCUUUGCUGUUGCUAGAAGAUGUGUCCGUGAAUUACCAGAUAGGAGGCCAACCAUGCCAGAAAUUGUCACCGCUCUCACUAGGAUCUCAGCGCCGGAGCCCAGGAGGCGGCGGUUUGAGCGUGGGGGACCAAGCACACCGGCUAGAACUAGCUCUGAUGGGAACCAAGCGCAGGGUCAAGAUCAGGGAGAAGGAAGCUGAGGAGUCCAGUGCAAAGCAAAACAAUGAUGCUCUUCUGUUAGGACCAGCAUUUUGUGGUGAUGUUUAGUGCCUGUAUGGGAGCCAGAACAGGCUGUGGUCCCUGUAAGCCUGUUCAGAUGAUAUGGUAGAAUUGAAGGGAGGUACAUGUUGAUGAAUUUUGCUAAUAGAGGCCAUAGCUACCCAGUCUUACUCUUGUGUUUGUUGUGGCUGAGGCUUGUUCCCCUUGCUUUAGCUGUUUGAU
Molecule: messenger RNA, 1474 nt
Organism: Panicum hallii
Lineage: Eukaryota; Viridiplantae; Streptophyta; Magnoliopsida; Poales; Poaceae
Product: probable serine/threonine-protein kinase PBL7
Exons: 5
Coding region: 67-1233 (388 amino acids)
Biological process (GO): protein phosphorylation
Molecular function (GO): ATP binding; protein kinase activity
Source: RefSeq, a predicted model, not a curated record